AUGAGCCAGAAAAGCUGUGGGUUGGGAGAGCCUCAUGAGAGCAAGUCUUCCUCGCACACGGAGCAGCCCCCAGCAACCCACCAGCAGCUAAGCAGGAGCUUGGACCCCUCUAAGGAUGACAGGAGUCACCAAGCUACCCUACCCAGCCCUGGCUCCAUGGCCAGCCCAGUGGACGCGUCCCCUGCAGGCCAUGCCAGUGGGUUGGGUCCCCACCGGAGAAAGAGGACCACCUUCAGCAGAGGGCAGCUGCUGGAGUUGGAGCGGGUGUUUGCAGCACGGCCUUACCCCGACAUCGGCACCCGUGAGCACCUGGCCCGGGUCACCUGCCUCCCUGAGGCCAAGAUACAGGUGUGGUUCCAGAACCGCAGAGCCAAGAGAAUCAAGAAUAGGAAGCCAGGAGGCCUAAGUCCCAGGCCCGAGCCUCCCCAGAGAUCCCGUUCUCUUCCGGACGCCAUCCAGCAGUCCUGGGAGCCCCGCACCCUUGGCCAGCCUCCACCCUCCAACAGCACAGCUCAGUGUGCCUCUGUGUGUCGACAUGCCUCCUGUCCAGCUCCUGGCUUGGGUCCAGGGCAGGGCUGGGUAGGGGCUAAAGCUAUGGCCCCAUGGGGACCAGCUGGGGCUUCAGGGGUCCACGUCUCUUCAGAGCGAGCUACUCCCCAGACCUCACUGGGCAGCCUGUCUGACCUCAUCUAUGCCUCGGCCAUUGUCACCAACCUGGACCACUCCUAA
Eubalaena glacialis (North Atlantic right whale) is the source of this 729-nucleotide messenger RNA. RefSeq names its product SEBOX homeobox (gene SEBOX). The coding region runs from base 1 to 729 and encodes 242 amino acids. The transcript has 4 exons. Gene Ontology annotation, molecular function: DNA binding. Lineage: Eukaryota; Metazoa; Chordata; Mammalia; Artiodactyla; Balaenidae. The record is from RefSeq and is a predicted model, not a curated record.